UUUGUCCUCGGGACAAAGACCUGGUCUACGAGCCCAGUCCAGGGACACCAAGGGAGAGUGGGCCUGAACUCUUGCUCUCUAAAGUGAAAAACUUCACGUCCUGCUCCAGAGCCUGGGAGACACUGGCGCCCAGCUCACCACGGCAGCAGUGAAGGAUCAGAACAUGGAAGAAGUCUGGAAGCAAGUGUUCCAGGAAUUAAUUAGGGAAGUGAAACCAUGGCACAUGUGGACCCUGAAACUAGACAAAACCCUUCUUCCCAACAUCCUGAAGCCAGAGUGGAUACAAUACCAGCAUGGACCUGUGCCUGGUGAGCGGGGAAUGUGACGGUAAUAUUGCAGAAAAUUCUUGUUUAUUUCUCACUGUGAACGGAGGCUAUUUUCUACCCAAGUUCAGAUCCUUUUCCACAUGCAGUGGAGUGAGAAGGAAUCCAGGGGCCAGGAAAUGAGAGUCUUUUCCCAGAGAUGUCAGAAGUGCUCCCAGCCUUCUUUUGAGGUUCCUGAGUUCACAGAAAAAAACAUCUCAAGGAUCCUGAAUAGCUUGUUGCGGAUUCUGAAGACAUGCUAUAGGGAAGGAUUUACGUUGGUAGAGAUUCCUAUGAUUGAGGAAAUCUCUCCUGAAGGGCCACAUGACAGAGACAACUGUGAGGCAUGUCUGCUGGGCUUUUGUGCCCAAAGUGGCUUAGGUCUGGUCGUGCGAUCACCAAUGUCCCCAUCACUUCCCACAAUAAGCUCACCCACUCUCGGGUCUCAAAUGUCUUCUCCCCCAAGGAGUAGUGCCACAGCAGAUGCAAAGAAGUAAAAGAAGGUAUUACCCAGAACCUGGUUUUCUGAGCCCACGCAGGCUGAGAGCCUCCCCACAUUCUGGAGCCCUACAGCAAACACCACCUUCCAGGAGGAGAGAAGAGACCAGGCCUCCCCCUCCAAUGAGGAUUUCUACUUCGACACAGCCCAGAAUCACAUGCACAGGAGCUUAGGUGUGUGUUGCUGUUGUCUCAUCCUGCUAAUCAUUGUCAUCGUGGUUGCUGUAAAAAUCACUAUCUGAGCCUCGAAAACAUGAUGCGGAGUUUAAAAAACUCAGACACAGUCGUCAAUUGUAUAAUCCCAUUGAUGUGAAAUAUCCAAAAGAGGUAAAUCCAGAGACAGGA
Camelus dromedarius (Arabian camel) is the source of this 1145-nucleotide messenger RNA. It is a transcript of the gene RTP3, whose product is annotated as receptor transporter protein 3. Gene Ontology annotation, molecular function: olfactory receptor binding. Lineage: Eukaryota; Metazoa; Chordata; Mammalia; Artiodactyla; Camelidae. Gene Ontology annotation, cellular component: cytoplasm. Gene Ontology annotation, biological process: protein targeting to membrane; protein insertion into membrane; detection of chemical stimulus involved in sensory perception of bitter taste. The record is from RefSeq and is a predicted model, not a curated record.